Aspergillus saccharolyticus JOP 1030-1 is the source of this 999-nucleotide messenger RNA. Its product is annotated as DNL-type zinc finger protein. The record is from RefSeq and is a predicted model, not a curated record. Gene Ontology annotation, molecular function: protein-folding chaperone binding; zinc ion binding. Bases 113 to 754 code for a protein of 213 amino acids. Gene Ontology annotation, biological process: protein folding; protein stabilization; protein import into mitochondrial matrix. Lineage: Eukaryota; Fungi; Ascomycota; Eurotiomycetes; Eurotiales; Aspergillaceae. The transcript has a single exon. Gene Ontology annotation, cellular component: mitochondrion.
CGAAGAUCUUGAAAUUCCCCAGCCGGCUUCAACCUUCAACUGUACUCAAAACCACGCCCGCCAGAGCUGAAAAGCAUCAGAUCCCAACCCCUUUCCCCACUUCCCUUCCACAAUGCGCUCAAUUCAAUCUCUCUCGCACGGCCUGCGAGCCCUCACCACUCCACGCGCUCUUCUUCCCUCCCGCGCACCGACCAUCAUCGCACCCUUAGCAUCAUCCCGCACCCUCUCCCACCUCGUCUCCCCCCUUCCACGCGGAGUAGCCACCAGAACUCCCAGAAACACCGCAAAGUUCCCAUCCAGCCGUUACUACGAAUCUACCACCACCACCUCCUCCUCCGCCAGCACCGACAACAACAAUCUCACCGACCGCCGCACCGACGCCGCCACCGACGCCGCGCACGCAGAGCAGAACCGCCUCCGUCGCGAGCAGGAACCCGCCUACCAGAUCACCUUCACCUGCAAGCCCUGCGGCGAGCGCUCCACGCACCGCAUGUCCAAGCACGGCUACCACCGCGGCACGGUGCUCAUCCAGUGCCCCUCGUGCAGCAACCGGCACGUCAUCGCCGACCACCUGAAGAUCUUUUUCGAUCAGAACAGCACGCUGGAGGAUAUCUUGGCGAGACAGGGCGAUAAGCUGAUGCGGGGUUACACCGAUGGGGAUAUGGAGUUUUGGGAGAAUGGGGAGGUGACGGAGAAGAAGAAGAAGGAACAAAAUGAUGCGGAGGCUCCGGCGCAGCAGGGACGACUUUCUUGAACUCCUUGUGGGGGGAUUUCUUAGGAUGUGUGUGGGUUUGGUGUGCGAUCGACCGUGGAAAAGAGAUGAGUUAAGUGGGUUGGUUGGAUUGGCUUUCGCAAAGUACUAGGUAUUCAAGCGGAGAUUUGUAUAAAGCGUGGUGCUAGAGGCGUUUUUUGUUUGGGGGGUUGUCUGUUUCACUGUGAAUAAGACUCUUGUAUAGAUAGACACUACUAACAUGACUCUACUCUAAAGAUAUAAUUGGG